UACCUGGUGGUUGAGGUUCUUAACUUCGAAUCUAAAUGUUUUGGGGAGGAAAAAAAUCAUUUUCUACGACUGCUUUGUUCGCAAACUAAAGUUUAGCCUAUAACGAAAAAGGUGUGGUAUAGUCUGAAACUAAAGUGUAGCCUAUAACGAAAAAGGUGUGGUAUAGUCUGAAAAUUAAGUGUAGCCUAUAACGAAAAAAGGUGUUGUAUAGUCUGAAACUUAAGUGUAGCCUAUAACGAAAAAGGUGUGGUAUAGUCUGAAACUAAAGUGUAGCCUAUAACGAAAAAGGUGUGGUAUAGUCUGAAACUAAAGUGUAGCCUAUGACGAAAAACGUGUAGUUUAGUCUUACUUUAAGCUUAGUUUCAACUGACAUGAAACAGACAAUAAAGGUCAGAAACAAACAAUCGAUUGAGUCAUGAAAGCAUGUGCUUUUGUAGAUUUGGCAAGCUAAGGUUUUCCUUCGUUAUGAAAGACACUAGUACUGUUUCCAAUAGUCCCUCUUCAGUCCGUUUGAGAGGGAAAAUCGGUCACAAUUUGGGGAACCUUUGAAGGCCUAAGAGCUCGCAGUUCUGUUUUCAGUACCCUCAGGCAGACAGGUAUGGAAUAUGCACGUCUCGUUAUCAUUACGUGAUGUCAUCACCAAAAGGUCGAAAUGUCAACUCUCAACUACCGGUUUGUUACGGAGAGGACGUUGACUUACUAGGCUGGAUAUGGCUAUCUCUCCGGGCUAUAGCUAAAGUAGAUCCGUCAAGACGAGCCAAAAACAUUCAACAUGGACAACGACACAGUUUUUUUCGUACUGCUGACUUGCCUGGUCGCCUCCGACAGUGUCCAGGGAACGCUGCAGUUGUCAGCGAACGUCCCAGAAAACGCUCACGCGGGGGAAACCGUCACCAGCGUUCGGCCGGCCAUGGAAGAAGGUCGGGAGGAAGUAAGAUGUGAAAUUGUCGCCGGAGACAAGAACAGACGCUUUCGUGUGACCGACUGCGUGAUCCAAGUGGCGCGUCCGUUGGAUUACGGCGUCGACCCGAGCUAUAACCUCACGGUAAACGUCACCGGGUCUUCCGGAAACCCCGAGCAGCUGUAUGUUGAUGUACAAGUCCAAGACGUGGAGGGAUACCCGCCUGUUUACAACGACACGUGCGAAAUGCCAGUGUGGACAGAAAAGGGGAAGUCAGACAAUUUUUUGUUCGAUACGAAAUGGACAGCACAGCUGAUGACAAUGGAUAUUGGAGAAGUGUCCAUUUCAAAGUACAUCAAUCACGUUUAUAGUAAGGCACCGGUUCCGUUUAGCAAGCAGAUGUAUGGAUACACCGAUAACAGUAACUGUUCUGUACAGUUUGUAUGGGAACCCUGGCAUGCGUAUGACACCAGAUUCACUCAGUCAUUUUGGGAUGCCCAAUUGCGUUGCGUGCAUUGUUUUAAUUCGGUAGAUGAGGAAUCUGUCCUCAAAUUUGAGCUGCUGCACAGUUAUACAGGGUUUGCUCGCAUGUGUUAUUUAGGGCCUAUUCCUCGUACUGAUAGAUUCUUUAUAUUGGCCGGUUCGUUCACACUGUCGUCAAUAAAAUUGAAUCAUUUCAUGUGCAAUCUACCAGACGAAACGUUUGUGGAUUUCAUAGUAAAUGGCAAACGACGCGAAGUAAUCCCUUUGCUUUUCGAAUUUGAUGUCGAGCCAGUCGGAUGUCCCCCUAACAAGUACGGUGUGUUGUGUGACCAGAACUGCACCUGUGAGAACGGUGCCCGCUGCCAUGGGCUGAACGGGGCCUGCAAGUGUCAGCCUGGAUGGCAGGGUGUCGUCUGCGACAUACCUCACAGUACAGUGGUCAUCAUCGCGACCACUAGCGACUCGCGACAGAUUUACAUCUCCGGUUCUGUAACGCUGCACUGCAGGGUUUUCCAUCUGGCUGCUGACAGGAUGAUGUGGACAUUUCCUAAUAAAACGGAAAAGUGGCUGCAGGGCGCUCAGGAAGAUCGUGUAAGGAUCCACAACAUACAGUCCGAACACAACGGUACCUACACCUGUACUGUGUUAACGGGAGAUGGGGCGGUCGUUAACGCAAGUUAUGAGCUUCAGGCCGUCGCUUGUCCUCCCGGAAAAACGGGUGAAUCGUGCGAAGAGGAGUGCGUCUGUAGCCAUGGUGGCAGCUGUGACCGGUGGGCCGGCUGUGUGUGUCCGCCGGGAUGGACAGGAACCACGUGUCAGACCUCCUGCCCAGUUGGCAGCUACGGACAGGGUUGCAGCAGGCGGUGUCGGUGUCAGCAUGACGCCACCUGCUCCCCUACCGACGGCCGGUGUAACUGCACGGAGGGCUGGUUCGGCAGUAACUGCAGCAGGCCCUGUCCCGCAGGUCUGUACGGAAGGAAAUGUCGGCAUGCUUGUGCCUGUAAGAACAGCGCCACGUGCCACAACGUGGACGGGACCUGCACCUGCGUGUCACCCUGGACUGGUAAGAGGUGUGAUGUCACCGAACACCCCGAAACAGACUCGAACACGUUCCCGUUGUCUCUCCAGAUUGUCAUACUGAUGGUACUGACUCUCCUUGUUGCUGCAAUAGUAGUGUUAAUUCUCUACAAACGAAAGAAGGCUACACAGGCGGCAAACGAAGACCGUCUAGAGGAAGCCACAGCUCUACUGGAGCUGAGAAACAUGGAAGACGACCUUGCACAGAGUUUGCAGCCCGGCUGGCUCAACCGAUGGGAGAGGAACGCCGAUGAUCUGACUCUGGACGAACUGGUCGGGCUGGGCGCGUUCGCACAGAUCAGGAGAGGACGGCUUCGCACGGCUGGCGCUGACGUCACGGUGGCGGUCAAGUCCGUCCGCAUAGAGGACAGGCGGUGCUACCGAGCCUUCUGCCGGGAAGUCGCCGCGCUGAUAGCCGUGCACGAAAACGGUGAGGAACAAAAUACCGGAUAUCCAAACAUCGUCAAGCUCUUUGGGGUUGUCACGACGUCCACACCGAAGUGUAUUCUCCUGGAAUUUGCUGCCAAAGGCGAACUUUUGCUCAUUCUGAAACAACAACCUCGGCUGAAUGGUUCUCUUGGCAGGUUUGCCCGCUAUGCCGUCCAGAUAUCCCGUGCCCUGGAGGAGCUCCGACGUCUGCGUAUCGCUCACGGUGACGUGGCCGCCCGAAACGUCCUGGUCAGCGGCGAUGACGUCGCCAAACUUGCUGACUUCGGUCUAGCUCAUGACGUCUACGCCGAGACUACCUACGUGUCCUCAGGCAAUGACGACGUCGACGAACUUCUGCCCCUGAAGUGGAUGGCUCUGGAGUCGCUGGAGUCUCGCGAGUUCACGUGCGAGAGCGACACGUGGUCGUUCGGCGUGCUGCUGUGGGAGAUCGCCGCCUUCGGGGAGGAGCCCAGCUACCAGCGCCAGCGCCAACUGAGUUGUCCCAAGUUGGUGGGGCUCCUGAGGCAGGGGCUCCGUCUGGACAGGCCGCCCGGAUGUCCGGACAAGCUGUAUGACGUCAUGAAGUCGUGUUGGCGGGAGGAGCCGUCGGCAAGACCAGAGCCGGCAGAACUGGAGCAGAGGCUGACGGAAUGUGGCCAAGAGAUGGACGCACUUCUGGUUGUGGAGAAGGAAACUUCUGUAUAG
Molecule: messenger RNA, 3595 nt
Organism: Branchiostoma floridae (Florida lancelet)
Lineage: Eukaryota; Metazoa; Chordata; Leptocardii; Amphioxiformes; Branchiostomatidae
Product: tyrosine-protein kinase receptor Tie-1-like
Exons: 1
Coding region: 773-3595 (940 amino acids)
Biological process (GO): positive regulation of kinase activity; multicellular organism development; protein phosphorylation
Cellular component (GO): membrane; signaling receptor complex
Molecular function (GO): ATP binding; calcium ion binding; transmembrane receptor protein tyrosine kinase activity
Source: RefSeq, a predicted model, not a curated record